This is a messenger RNA of Pocillopora meandrina, 5445 nucleotides long. The record is from the annotation of a GenBank genome assembly. Lineage: Eukaryota; Metazoa; Cnidaria; Anthozoa; Scleractinia; Pocilloporidae.
GACGAGCGGACUUUACACAAAGCCAAAUGGUCGCUAUACUGCAGUAAACAAAGUUUUGUGGCAAGCAACUGAUUCGUAUUCAUUGAAAGUUCUCUAAUAUAACCGACAAAAAUGGCGAGUCCAGUGAGGGUAAUGAAGUUUCACCUUUUUAAUUGUGAUAACACGUAUAGCUUGGACUCGGUGGAAACCUUGUUGCUCAAAAUGGCAGACGAUCGUAACCUCAGACUAUUGGUGGAUAAGCGAAAAUUUCGCCUUCAUGAAAUGACGGAUGUGUGUGGAAAGACUAUUCCAAUGCUACAAAUGGAUUAUGCCGUCUUUGUUGUCCAUGCGCAUGAAUCUCGUCUCUCCAUCAACGAGGACAACGCUGGUAUUGGCUACGCGGAGAUCUACAAAACUUUGCUGCGAGCGACAGGUACGGUCGGUCGUCUAACAUUAGGGACCUUUAGCAAACCACGACGGCGACGGCAGCGAGUAGGUGGCGAAACAAAAGAUCUAAUGAGCAGAGCAAUAGCUCAGCUCGUACAUUUUCGAACUUUGUACAUUUCUUAGCCGUCCUCUGCAAAAUAACAACGUGAAAUCCUCAAAAUUACCGAGGUUCGAGAAAGGAAACCUCGACGGCAAAUUAUCUAAGUUUCCAUUUGGAACUCAACGCUCUUUCAUAUGCUAUGAUGAGGUUAACUUGCGGCGCCGUAAAGGAUGGUAGUCACAUCCACUCAUUCGCGAAAUUUCAACUGAAAAUAUCUCUUCAUUUUAAAUUCGACGUCUUCUUUGGCGUUGCCGUCCUAACUACUAAAGGUCCCUAUUUCAGUAUGAUAACGAUGCCAUACUAGUAUAAAUUCUCAUUUGAACUCUUGUCAGUUUUAUUGCAGUAAGUGCCAUGAUAUUUUUGCUUGUCAAUCAAUAUCAUUCUUAAAUUGUCGGCUAUCUAUCCAAUUACUCAAGACUAAGGCUUCAAAUGACGAAAAGCGAAAGACGCUAAGAUGAAAAUAUUGCUGUUUUACACUUGUUUCAGUUAAAUACAAAACGACGCGAACGUAAGAUCCGAUUAAGUUUGGCUUUUGAAUAAGCUGGAAAUACAUGGCCUGGCAUCAGAAUAAACCGUUUUAAAUGUUUAUUACUACAGCAUGAUGACUUUGGACACGGAUUUUCGAUGCCGGGUAAAUGCUAUCAAAAUAGUUUGGGUUUGACUAAUGCAGGAAUUUCAGAUCAGAGUCCAUCGUUACACACCAAAAAAUUUCUUUCGAGGAGAACGCUUUGAUACUUUUCGGGCUUCCUUUCCUUUGAUCUGGCAUUUAUUUUCAAGAAGAAAAUCGUCAUCUGCAUCUCCAAUUUUCUUCUCACUAAUCCUUUUCACCGACUCAUCUGAACUGAAGCCAAAAAUAAUCACCUCUACAUUUAGGAAUUGUAUUUUGGUAGAAUUUAGUAAUGUUUCGGAUCGAUAAGCAUUUAAAAGAAACAAACGACUACAGCGGUGCAAACUCUUUGUGAAAAUUUUGAUUAGAGCAGAGUGACAAGUGUUCAUUCGCUCGUCCUACAAAUGUUCAACCUAGGCUUUACAUAGGUUCUACAUAGGUUCCCAAGUGUGAGGUUUGUUUUGUUGUAUAUCAAGUUACCCUCUAAACUCUUCAAAAUCGAAGAUUGCAAAACAUCCUCCAAAUAAGGUGAGUAUAAGCGAACAAGGUUUAAAUGGAACUCAUGAACUGCAGUCCAUCGGAUAAUUGUGGUAAUGAAUAUUUACUCAGGUCUAUAUUUCUAUAGUUACAGUGUAUGAUGUAAAUGCUUUUUGAUGAUCUAGUUGGCUCUUACGUCGAAUUGUCACAAACAAAUAGUCGAAAGUUAAACAGAGGCUCAUCAUUCAACUUCCGUAUAUUUACAAAACUACUCUCAUACUACCUCUCCCCUAUGGGUUCUGAAGGUGAAAGACUGAGAAAUAUAAAAUCCCCGAGAAAUGUCUUAACAUACCUUGAAGAAGUGCAAAACAUUUAAAAAGAAAAUUGUCAUCCAUUUAAAUCCAUGAUGUAUGUGUAACGGUGUGUCUUGUACUUCAAGGAGACAAAGUGUUGAUCGUCAUUGGUGGCGAUGAUAAUUAUAGAGAUGAAGACGAGGAAGAACGGUUUGUUAUCUCACACUGGGCACGAAGGAAAGUGGCGUCACAGUUUGAUGAAGAGUAUCUCGAUGGAAGAAAAAGCUUCGUUUUCUCUUGGAAUAAAGGUCACAAAGAAAUCCACGAGAGAGCAUUAGAGCACUACCUCGACCCAAGUAAGAAAGGAGAAAAGUUUCAGCAUGUGCCAAAAUCCAUAACUGUAAACAUUGCUUCUGGAACCGUUGAUGAUUCAGACGAGGAAGCAGAACUGCACUUCUUAGAGUUUGGUAAGAAAGGGCUAAAGUUAAGGUAUGUGCCAGGACCACAACCUCCUCCCACCACAGAUGUUUCAGAAGAGGUAUGCGCUUUGAUUCAGAUUGUUUAGUGGUCAUGAUUUGCACGUUUUUGCUAUCGACCAAAUUUGUGUCAACAAGCAAUGCGUGAAUCAUUAGACUAAUUUGAAGCUUUAAAUCACGCAAACCAUACCUGAAACCAAAAAGAGCUGUCCUUGUGCUGUCUGUGACUUCCAUUCGCAGUUACUUAUAUGUUCACUGAAAAUACACUUUUCUCUGACAGGGCAGUUGGAGUUUAAUUUAUUUGUUGUGCGAAGACGGGACGACGAGCAUACAGAGAGUGACAGGAACACAGACAGAAAGACAGACAGACCAAAUGUAUAGCGCAUAUAAGGACGGACAAACAGGCAGGCAGGCAGACAUAACUGGAAACUGAACGAGAGAGGAAGUCGACUGGAUGCAUGCUUCAUUUCCUGUGAUAGCUCCAACAUUUUUUCAGUUACCAAACUUGUGAUUCUUUUGACUUCCUUGAUAUUUUAUUCCCUAGAUCCUUUUAAUCUUUAACUUCUCGAUUCCUGGGUACCCUUAUCACCUGACUGCUUGUUUGUUUGAUUUUUCAAUUGAUCUUUUAACUAUCUUCCAUUGUUUCCCAUCUGUCGUUCCCACCUGGAUUCAUUCUUCCUCAUUUCUUUCUUUCUCAUUUGACAGAGUUUUUUGUUUAUUCAUCCAUUUAUUCACGUAGGACGUAAGUGAUGACGCCAAGAACCCUCUUCUACCUCGUAGUGGAGACGACUCAACCCGAGAGAAACCUAAGAGGAAAGAGGGAAGAAAAAGUAAGCGCAGAAUCCAAAUCUGGAGAUAAAUUAUUUCUAGGGGCAAAACCUCUCGUUCUCGAAGUUGCCUUGCUUAUUGCACUUACGAAUUUUUAGGGAUUAGGGUAUCAAUUUGAGAGGUCCUCUGACCCUGUCCUAACUGAAGAUAGGAAAAGGAAGCGCUGGAAUCAGAAAGUUAUUUCGCAAAUAUUGAUUUGAUUUAGCUAACAAACUUAUAUCUUAAGGGACUUAAUGCAAUUGAUGCUUUUAUGCAAAUUAUUUUGUUAUCUCUUUUUCUAUCAUAAACUAAGCCAGGCUUCUAUUGAGCAAGGGCCGAAAUCCUUAGUAAGGUUUUUUUUCAGUUAUUAAUGAAUCUAUUAUAAUCUAACCUUAAUUAGGGCCUAGGCCAGAUCCUUUCAAUGCUCAGCCGGAAUUUCUCGAGGGCACCAUUCUGCUGGACACGGUCCUGCGUUUUGGAAAAAUCUCCUACAGAGAAGAGGAUCUGAAAGCCUGGGAUCAGAGGUGGGAGCCAUCGGAAAAAGUUGUUCGCCACUUGUUGCAAGAUUGGAUGUGUAGACCGCUUGGGAAUGUUAGAUUUGUCGCUACAGCUAACGGUGGGGUAUCUUACAUUGUGAGACCUCGCAGUUUCUGUUGUGGACUGCGUUUGAUCCUUUGGGCGUUCAUAAUUAUCACUAUUAUCAUCAUUAUUUCUAUUAUUGUCUAUUUCGUUGAUCAUUAUUAAUUUUAUCGUUAUUAGUAUUUUCAUUACUAUUAAUUAUGGUUUAAAUUGAUGAGCCUCAUUAAAGAUAGUCUGAUAGCGAUGAACGAGAGAGAACAAGGACUGAAGCAAGCAGCACCGUUCAAACAAACUUUUAAUAAUGAGAAAAAAUACAUUAUUCCGUCUCUUAAUAAACAUCACUUGGAAACAAUUUUUGUACACCGAAGAGUGGUUGCGCCGUGGGUCGGAGAAGGUUGUAGUUACAAUCAAUUUGAGGACGAUAUUGAUGUCAGCUUAAUCUUCCCUGCCCUUUAGGACCUCAAUCGUGUUUCCCUUACUCUUUACUGCGGUUUGUUACAUGCAUGUCGCUAACUGACAGGUAUGAAAAUAUUACAUCGAAUGGGUGGGGGCUAUUUUAACAAUUCUCCUACAAAGAAGAGGAUGUGGAGGCCUGGGAUCAAAGCUGGGAGCCAUCGGAAAAAGUUGUUCGCCACCUGUUGCAAGUUUGGAUGUGUAGACCGCUUGCGUAUGUUAGAUUUGUCGCUACAGCUAACGGUGGGGUAUCUUACACUGUGAGACCUCGCAGUUUUUGUGGACUGCGUUUGAUCCUUUGGGCGUUCAUAAUAAGUUGUUUAAAGUUGUGCAGGAAUUGCCUUCUUUGUAUGUUUAAAUGGUUCAGUGAACGAUGUGCAUGUCCAACAAGGGAUUGCUUUUUCGGAUGUUUUAUUACUUGUAUGGGAAAUUAUCAAGGUGUUUUGAAUGGUUCAGGGAACUAGUCAAGCGAUGUCCAUGUCGAACAAGGUAUUGCCUUUUUCGGAUGUUUUAUUACUUGUAUGGGAAAUUAUCAAGGUGUUUUGAAUGGUUCAGGGAACUAGUUAAGCGAUGUGCAUGUCGAACAAGGGAUUGCCUUUUCCGGAUGUUUUAUUGUAUGGGAAAAUAUUGAGGCGUUUUCAAUGGUUCAGAGAACUAAUCAUCUAAUGUGUAUUUUGAACAAGGGAUUGCCUUGUUUGGAUGUGUUAGUGCUUGUAAAGGAAAUUUUCAAGGUGUUUUGAAUGGCUCAGAGAACGAAUCAAUCGAUGCAGAAUCACUUUUAGAUUUAUGCCUCGUUGGACGUAACUUUAAAAAUUACCAUUUCUUUAUUAAGUACGAAUUCGGGAUUGAUAUCAUGUAGCCGUGAGUAUUUUCUCGAGUUUCAUAGCCUAUCUCAAACUUGAAAACACGAAACGUACUUCUUUGUUCAGAAAAGUAAAAACUGGCAUAUUAAAGGAAGUGUGUCAUGAUUGUGAGGUAGCGAACGCGUGUGAAAAUACAUCACCGGCGUUCGUCCAAUCAGAGACACGAACGAUAGUACUUCACAGUGUAAAUCUCAGUGUUUAUGAAAUAAUUUAAUUUACGCCGCACUGAACCGUUGUAAUUAAUGUUAGAAUAGUAAUCUAUACUAAGUGUGUAUUGCCAGGUAUGUAAGCAAUUUAAUAACUGACAGACGUGUAAACUGGAUUUUCGUAUUUUAGUAAUAAUAAUGAUAAAAAUAAAGGUCCU